UUCACGUGCUACAACUGUCAGUGUGUUAGUCGGGAGUGCGUCAGAAGCAUCGGCCAAGCCGGAUCGUAGACUCGGACCGUCAGAAACAUUCCGGCAAGUUUGGAGGAAGUGUGUUUCGUCGCAACGUCAUGGCCGGUGUGAAAACGACGUUCGGUCCCGAAGUGCGCAGGCGAGCGCUUUACGGUAAACGCGCGCUCUUCGCCUUCUUGUUUCUGGGAGCGGCGACCAUCCUGGGCCUCCUAAUUGCUGUUGUGGUGCGUGCGGCACUCAUCGAGACUGCAGAGAUGCCUUGUGCAUGGCCGGACAGCGAACAGGAGCUGGCCAUUAAAGACAGCGAGCGCCGUCUCUCUGAGAGGCUAGCAUCGGCCCUGCGGUUCCCCACUGUCAGCACUGGCCCACACGAGUACAAUCGGGAGGCCCUGGUGGAUUUCAUACAGUUCCUUGAGAGAGCCUUCCAUCAUGUGCACUCAUCCCCCCUGGUCAAACGCCACGUGGUGGCCAACUACAGCCUCUUGUACGAGGUCCAGGGUUCGGAUCCCGGGCUGGUACCUUACAUGCUUUGUGCGCACAUGGACGUUGUUCCCGUGAAUGCCGCCAAGUGGCACCACCCGCCAUUUGCUGGAUGGGUUGUGGAUGGGGAAAUCUGGGGCCGGGGCGCCAUCGACGCCAAGGACAUCCUCAUGGGCAUCAUGGAGGCACUCGAGUUCCGUCUGGCACAGGGGGACCUUCCCCAACGUAGUCUCUUUCUGGCCUUUGGCCACGACGAAGAGGUCGAAGGUCGGGAUGGCGCGGCUGCCAUUGGACGUUUGCUGCGCGAAAAGGGUGUCAAGCAACUGGAAUUCAUUCUGGACGAGGGUAUGAUGAUCCUGGAGGGAUUGCUGACCGGACUCAAAAAGCCUGUCGCCUUAGUGGCAGUGACUGAGAAAGGCUCCAUCAUGGCCCGAGUGUCAGCACACGGAACCAGCGGCCACUCAGCAGCGCCGCCUAUCAACAAUGCGAUCGUUGCACUGUCCAAGGCACUAUCAGGCUUUCAUGGCCAGUGCCAACCUGCCCAGCUGAGUCGUUCCGUGGUGGCUGAGAUGCUCACUGCUUUGGCUCCCGAGGUGCCAUUCCAUUUCCGACUUGCUCUGGCCAACAUCUGGCUCCUUGGACCUGCCAUCAGCUGGUUCAUGUCACGGAGCCAGCAGAUGGACCCCUUGAUCCGCACCACUACCACAGUCACUCGCAUUAUGGGUGGCAUUAAGGAUAAUGUGGUUCCAGCGGAAGCGUUUGCCUACAUCAACCACCGAGUGCAUCCGUCGCAGACAGUGGCUGAGGUUCUAGAGCUUGACCGGCAGCUGCUGGGUGGACUUCCAAACGUGUCGCUGGAGGUCCUCUAUGCCAUGGAGGCGCACCCGGUGUCACCACACAGUGAGGACAUCUUAGGCUAUCGUGCCAUUGCCUGCAGCGUGCGCAGAAUCUUUCCCGAGGCGAUUCCCGUUCCUGCCUUGUCAAUAGGCAACACAGACACGCGGCACUACCUGGACCUUACCCGCAACGUGUACCGGUUCUCACCAGCGCUUCUCACCCCACAAGAAGCCUCUCGUCGUUUCCACGGCGACAACGAACGGAUUUCGCGCCCGAACUAUGAGCGGCUCGUCAACUUUUAUCGCCUCGUCAUGCGCUAUGCCGAUCAUGCCGACAUCCCACCGCAGUCUCGUGACGAGCUCUAGCGGGCUGCCAAACGUGCCGUUAGCCCCCUGGUGGGCAAAGUAUGCAAUAUUAGGUUGUGUGUAACUUGACAUCGGAUUAGGAUUGUAUGAGUGAAAUGCGAUGGCUUUUAGCAUGUGGCAUUCAGGCAGCAAAGCACCCAGUGUAAUAUUUUGCUGGGAAACCCUCCGGCAAAUCUUCGUUGAUGAAUUUGAGGAUGUGUGUGGCACUAUUUUUUUACCAUUUCACGAAGCACAUAUGGAAAGCUCGAGUAUGUUCUGUGUGUGAACUAUUGCAUUUUAUUCGUUGGUUGUACAACACCACAGUAUUGAAUGGCACUGAAUAGUGAGUGUCACAUGGCAGGUUAGCGUUUUAUGGCAGACUGUGGCAGCAAACUGUGGCCUAGUAUGGACAAGUCAUUUGCAGUCACUGUUUGUAUGUUUCCUCACAAUUAUAUAUUCCAUUAUACCUUAUUUAUUUUAUUAUACAAAGAAAAAGGCACUAAAAAUACAUGUAGCUGCAGUGUUAGUCAACAUGUCAGCAAUUUUGUAGCACUGAAAUAUUUCCAUAUGUAUUUUUUCACAACCACAUGCCAACGGAUCUCAAAAUGCAAGCAGCAAGUGACGGCAUCCACAGAUUUGACUGAAGUGCAGCUUAACUCUUGCCCAGCUUAGACGUUUGCAGUCACCUGCGUGUCUAUAUGUUUGCUAACUUCUGCCCACUAGUGCAACGUCACAUACAGUGUGGACCGGCCCAUAAAUCUGUAGUUGUGCAAUAAGAUUAAGUAAUUGCAACGGCAUGCAAUAUCAUACGCACACAAUUCAAGUGCAAUGAGACGCGUGGCACACAGUCGUGUGUGAGCUGUCUAUAAGUUUACACAGGUAUUUAAUGCAGUGACACCUUGGAAGUCACAAUACAAGGUUUUUCAUCAUUUUUAACCACUGUGCUCUUUUUGUAGUUCAUCAAGCGCUAAAUAGUGUAAACAUGCCUUAGCAGCACAAGUUUGGGGAGCUAAUAUUUUUUUUUCUGGCAUCAAGAAGUGUGAAAGAAGUGUGCAUUGACAGUGUCCACUCACAUCUAUUGUACAGUCCGAUUUUAAAGGGAUGCUAGUGAAAAUUGCUAGGUCACUCUAGACUUCAAGGGUAUUUCACAAAACUACUCAUUUUCCUUGAAGGAGAACUUUUAUUUUUGUAUUUUGAAAACAAAAGCUGCUGUUUUCCCUCUUUAAUUUCAUGCUUAAACUGCAGCACUGUUCACAUCAGUGCUGUGCUGCUGACCUCAUUACAUUUUUGUACUGCCAGGUAGUUUUUAUGCUAUAAAACUUGCAAAGAAGCCUUAGGCUGGAGAUGAAUGCAUACUUCCUUAUAUGACAAAUGCUAAUUCUAAAGUAGGCACUUGCAAAUAUGUGGUUUUAUGCGUUGCUUGUGCAAUUAACUAGGUUAACAGACAUGGCAUUGUCAUUCAUAUUCUUUUUUUUUUUUCCUUCUUUCCUGGCUUACUUGACAUCGACUCAUGAUAAGGGUGACUGAUAUGCCAUGACUAAGGCAUGCCUGCCGAUGUAGCUCAACACUUCUUCUUUCUUUAACGUCUUUUUAAUGGGUUGAAAAGACUGCUUGUGUCCGCAUCUUAAGGAUGUGGCAUUAAGGUCACAUUUUAGAGUUUUGUCACAUUCGUUUUGUCACACUUUGACGCAUGUCACAUUUUAAAGAGUCUUAGCAUUCUCGGUACUCGCUGCUACCUUUACCACUCCUAGUGAAACUUGUGUGCUAGGUUUCUACUUGUCUAAACCACAUCCGGGGUACAAUCUUGUACAUGUUCGGUCUUUGUUCACUUUUCGAACGUUCAGUUUUGGCUUGCACACUUGGGCCAGAAGCCACCUCUUGUUAUCAAACAGCUCGCUCCCGACCGAUCGCACGAGCUGAAGCCGGAUGUUCAAAAACCGAACAAUGGCUGAACGUGUACAAGAUUACAAUGCAGAUGCAUGCGAAGCGCGGGCUGUGUAGUAGCAAACUGAAAUCUAGCAGGCGGCAGAGAGGGCAUUAGUGUAGUGGGAGCAGUGUACUAAACUCUGUAAUGCCAACGGAGAACAAAACCCGAGCUUAACUGUUCCUAGCAACCCUGGUCUUCAGCCGCAAUCGACUGUCUGGAAGAGUUUUGGGAGUGCCAAGGGAAAACGCUGAAUAUUGGAGCAAGUUGAUGGAUGGCACUAGGUAUUCAUCUAGCGCAAUAAUGUCGGGAGAAACUUGCAGCUGAAAGUAUAUUGCCUGUUUUACUUGUUCUCUGUGCACUCAUCUUUUUAUGUCAUUUUUACACGCUUGUGUGGCAGAAAAAUUUCUUUCGGUAUUUGUAAGGUCACAUCUCUUUAAGUUCUCUAUAGGUUGUAAUUUUUUCUUUUACAAGUGAUUACUUAUUGAAAAAGGCAUGUAAAAUCAUGCAGAGUUAUGUGCAGUGCUAUAAAUGUAUGUACCUGUCAUUCAUGGUUGUUUAUUAUUAUUUUUUUGUUGUACAUGCCAUAGCUUAGGCUUAUGUAUUAGAUAUUCAAAGUGUGACCUAACUAUCUAGUAUUACGUGAUUCCAUCGUCUUCUUUAAUGCUCUUUACGCACUAUUGUCCAUUGUUGAUGUUUUCGUUGCAGUAUGUCUUCAUAACAAAGCAGCUCACUAGGAAUAAGAACGCUGGUGCUCAGCAUUCAAGAAGUACACUAUUUUUGCAAACACACUGAGCCAUGUGUGAUGGAAAAGGCUUGUAGGUCGGUGCAGGUACUCAGCAGAAAUACACUCGCACCCAAUAAUAGCAACACUACAUAUAACGAUAUGUCUCUUAUUACGGCCACAUUACGGUGCAUCUACAAUAUUCUAAGCGUGCCUAUCGCAACUGCAUCUAGAUACACUAAAACCUCGAUAUAACGAACGCGGAUAUGACGAAUUAUCGGUUAUAGCGAAGUAAAUGAAGACUAGUCUUGUCAUAGAUACAGUGUUGCAAUAAACGUUUAUAACGAGAUUUCGUAUAUAAGGAAGUUAUUUUCAAGGCAGAUGUGACUGUUGUAAUGAGGUUUGAAUGUAUAUAAAUGAAUAUAUUUUUAAUGAUCAUUGCCGAGGUUUCACAUCCCAAAACCACAAUAUGAUUAUGAGGGAUGCUCUGUUUAUGAGCAAUCGCAUUAUCACCAUCCAGAAACUCCUAGUGCGAAAGGAUACUGUUAAAAAUGAGAUGAAACAAAAGGAAUAGUCUGGUAAUUAUUUCAAAGUAAACCUGUUUCAUGUGCUCUCGUGCCUUGUAUACUAUAUUGAUUUAUGGUAGCUGCUACAGAUUGCAUUUCUUUCACUGACCCGCCACCGUGGUCUAAUGGUUACGGUGCUCAACUGCUGACCCGAAGGUAGCAAAAUGAAAUCCUGACCGCAGCGGCCAUGUUUUCAUCACAGGUGAAAAUUGUCGAAGCCCAUGUACCUAGAUUUAGGGGCACGUUAAUGAACACCAGGUGGUCAAAAUUUCCGGAGCCUUCCGCUGUAGUGUCCCUCUUGAUUUUAUUGUGGUUUUGGGGCAUUAAAUCCCAGCAAUUAUUAUUAGCAUUUCUUUCAGUGCUCUUGGCCACACAUUUUUAUAGUUUCUCACACAUUUUGCAGUCUGUGAAAUUCAUUGUAAUGGGAUUCGAUUGGUACAUUUGACUAGGCGCAGUCAACUGGCGGAGUUGUCAAACAUGUCGGAAGUUGCUCUUCUUUGCUACAAUUGUAGUCCGGUAGACAUUUGAAGGUUUACACUUUGUUACGCGAUCGUGCAUUGAUCACACACACACACACACAAUCAUGGUUGCCAUUGCAAUAUGUGUAAGUGUGUUCAUCACAUCUCUGCAGAACUUGGGGUCUUGAAAAAUGUGUGUCUUGCGUUCAGUCCCUUUUUUUGUGAGGUUUGAUAAUAACCACAUAUCAGUGAAGUUAAUUUAGUCAAAAUGAUGCUUAUAGGCUGCUCACUUCUCUUGGUUACUAUAGAAAUGCUUAACUUUCCGGUUUUUAUGAAUAUUCUAAUUCUAGCUCAGUUUUAUAGGUUUUUGACUGUCAAGGUGCACACUUUUGUGUGAUUGCAUGCUCUGGCGGUCAGGUUUAGCUGUGAUUGCACUACAUGCUGAAAUGAAAUGCAAAUGCAAGGAAGUUCGUCUCAUUUUGGUUGCACAUGUUUUACACCCGUGCGUAUCAUUGGCAUCCUAACCCUGGACCACAGAAACGUUUGCUCAUUUUCAACCCAUUCUUACAGGAUACAUAUGAUGCCGCUAGAGUGUGUAUUGUAUUACACUGUGUCAUACGUUUCUGCUGUGCCUUUCACGUUUGUGUUGACCGCAUUACUGGGUAUCCAUUUUGUGCUGUACACUAUGCAGGUGGCACCUGUGUUCUGUUUGUAUGUUGUGUUGAAAUAUUAUGUUUGCAGCUUAUGUGGUUGCAUUUAGACUCGCCUUUCCUGGUACAGACCAUGUGAACUACACCAAGUACGAAUGAAUACAGUUCCUAUGCAGUGUGUUGUAGGGACAGCUCUUCCCAUUCAGUGAAAUGAGGUUUUCAUUGAUAUUACUUGGUGCUCUAUAUUUUUAACAGGUUACACCAGCAAGUGUGAUAAUUUCUCGGAAAUAAGGGUUCCCAGUGAUCUUUCAGAAUAAUGACGUGGGCUCAUGAAUUAAGAUUAGGUUCAUAAGGGACAAAGAGGUUAAAAAAAAACUUCUGGAGUGGAGGUUUCCUAUGCGCGCCCACGCGAGCAGGUGAAGCCUGGGAAACCGGUUGGCAGCCAUCUUGUUCCAGGCAAGAGGCAGCGCAGCUUGAGCGCGGCCAGCGUAAUUGUGAGCUUCCGCGGGGGCGUUUCAGCAUGAGAACUGGAUAGUUAGUGUCACUUAUUUGACCGAAUUUUUUUUUUGUCCUGCAAGCUUGAAGAAGGCAGUUUUUUGCGCCAUAAUACAUGGGCUGAAGCGUGCCUGAUAACACGUAGAAUUCGCUUCCAGCAUUUCCGAAAUGAAGCACAUGGUGGAGUUAAUAAGUGGUACAUGAAAUUUUAUUCAUCCCCGCUUUUAUACAAUUUCAAAAGAAAACAGAAGCAUAUACAAUGUGGUUUAUACGUGAAUCGAUAAAGCGACAAAUUCAGAAUAACUUCAAAAUGCAUCAUAAUGCAGACCGUCGCGAAACUAACCGUAUGAAACACGCGCCCUUAAAAAGUAAACACAGCAAAAGAAGAGAUACGAAAGCAGAUUGACUAGCUUUGUUUACGCUCCUCUACAAAUUUUUUAAAAUAAGCCCUUGCCAGCCGCGUUCUUACUCCGCUCUGGGAGUUUAAAAUGCAAAGCAUUUCUUAGCGAACCUUUGGCACAUUCAGCGUUUCUAUCUACGAAUCUAUCUACCUAGUCGCCUACGCCUGGGUGCUCUCAUGAUCGCCUCCUUAACUUGGUGCAGACCAAAAUCGGCAUGGGGGGGUAAGAGGAUUUAACGAAUAUGGCUGUCGGAUCGUGACAUGAAUAACGGGAAAAUCCUGUCGCGUAAGUCGUCAAACCCUUUCCUCCAGACAUGUAUGGCACAUAGCCGUUUACCACUGGCCGCGGUGUACGGUUAUGCGUCACAGGUGACUGACAGUUUAUAUCUACCCAGGAACGGCGAAAACAGACAUUAGUAAUUUAAAUGCGAGAGCGUUAAGAAAAACCGACAUCGGCAGCGUUCACCCGACGAAUGGACAGAAUAAAUAUUAGGAUCUCAGCAGGAAUCGAACCAAAGCAUUCUGCGUGGCAAUCAAGUAUUCUACCACAGAGGCACGUCAGGUAUAUAGACUGGUUUGGAAAAACAGCCUAUGCUGCCGUAAUGUCGGUGCAACGUCAGGUGUGGUUGUGGUGCUGGCUAUCUAAUUCUGCAAGAAAGCAAUGCACAGUACGUAUGUACUCCUACGAUACAGGCGUCAUAUCAGAUUAACGUCUGUGGUUCCAGUGUUGGCUCCACUUUUAUAGCAGUGUGUAAGAAACAUUACACUUUCAUUCCUAUGUUUCAGCAAGCUAUAUUGGAGCAUUGCUCGACCCUAGAGGAAUAGAUUAACGAAAGUUACGUAUGAUAUUCACAUGAUUGCACCAUCAAGUGCUCUUAGUUUCGAUAAUGCUGACGUAUGUACUCUAACUUGAGGGCUGACGUUACAUUGCACCAUAAUGUUGCCCUUUAAACACCAGUGUUGUCGACGUACCUGGUAAACCCACGAUGUGCACACAGCUACUACACUUACAAAAACACUUUGAUCCACCUCGUAACGCUUGGCUCAAAGUACUCGCUGACUGCUUCGCAUGAAGCAGAUUCCCACAACGUGUGGGAUCUGCCGAAUUUUUUUUCCGGUUGAUUUCUUUUGAAAUGUGGUGAAGCCUGAUUUUACAGGAAAGCUGUUAUCAGAUCACAGCGGCAGUGGUGUAGUUGUCUACUGCCGCCGCCGGUGUCCGUAACUACUAUCGCGCGAAAUACGAAAAAAUGAAAUAAAUAAAAAUAAACAGGCUCAGAUGGGACUUGAACCCGGGUCCUCUGCGUUGCAGUCGAGUAUUCUACCACAGAGCCACGCUAGUGACCGGAACUCCUUUCCAAAAACAUCCUUACAGGCGUUAUAUCGGGCAAGGAAUCGCGUUAAAUGGGUAAUAUAGCGUGUCAGAAGAAUGAAAUAACGAUCAGGCGUCACACAAUGCUAAUUGCGCAACGAGUGACCAGAUCGUUAAUUGCUUCAAAUCCAUUACAAAAGGCUCAGCCAUAAUUCAUCGUCAUCGGCCACAGGCAGCAUCAACAAAGUUCACAUAAUGCCUUACAGACGUGCAGCUGGUGCCUGACUUCUCCGCAGAAAGACGACUAAUGUUCACAAAAAUGAUUUGCGGUGUAGUGGGUACCUUGCAAUUGUACUUGUAUUAGUUUCCCCAAGAGAGUUUAGAACGGGCUCUAGAAAGGCCGCUCUUCCAGCUUUCGCUGUGAUGCGCGCUCCGCGCAGGCCCGGCGUUCUUUAUCUACAGCUUGGCAGUCUUCGACAAAUUGUAAAUGUGGUUAUCGAGUGGAUCGCAGUCCAAAAUAUGAUACAUCCACAACACUCGCUUGUCACCAAGAGAGGGGAGAAAUUCGGCGUCUGUGGAACUUCCGCGCGGGCUCAAGCGACGACCCACACGUUUUCUGCCUGGAGCAAUCGAUCGUCGGCUUCAGCGGCGCCGCGCCACCUCCACUCCAGUAGUUUUUUUUUUCAACCUCCUUGAUAAGUGAUGCCAUUCGGCACCAAUCAGACAACACUUGCACUUAGUCCACUUAGCAGAGAUAAUCGAUGGGGUGUAGCUUGCUUAUCUAAAAUUGGUAACAAACUACCUGCUCUAGGGAUUGUGACUAAUGACCAAGGUAAUUCGACCAAUAGCAUUCUUGUGCAUUUUACGACAUUAUAGUGUUAUAUUGCGACUGAUGCGAAAUAAAAGUUUCCACUAGUGUG
Molecule: messenger RNA, 9137 nt
Organism: Rhipicephalus sanguineus (brown dog tick)
Lineage: Eukaryota; Metazoa; Arthropoda; Arachnida; Ixodida; Ixodidae
Product: N-fatty-acyl-amino acid synthase/hydrolase PM20D1
Exons: 11
Coding region: 129-1712 (527 amino acids)
Biological process (GO): amino acid metabolic process
Molecular function (GO): hydrolase activity, acting on carbon-nitrogen (but not peptide) bonds, in linear amides
Source: RefSeq, a predicted model, not a curated record